CGCGGAGCAGAGGGCGAACGCGGCGCCGAGCCCCCCGGGGCGCUGAGCGCAAGCGGGCCGCCUCCCUCUGCUCGAGGCCCGGCCGCCUGCACCGCCCGCAGCCCGGGUGCCCGGGCUGGGGCACGGGAGGCGGGGCCGGGGCGGGGUCCCGGCGCGGGCAGCGCUUCGGAGCCGGAGCCCCGGAGCCGCCCGUCCGGGCCGCGCCCGGAGCGAGCCUUGGAAAUGCCUGUGCUGGGGGAGCGGGCGCCGGUUGCCCGGCAGGCUCCGAGGAGACGCUGAAGGUCGCCGGGAAGUGAGCGCCCGGUCACCUGACCCCCGGGGCGCACCUAGGCUGGGCGGGGCCCAUGAGAGGCGGACGGCCGGGGCCGGGGCGCAGGGGCUGGGAGCGGGCGGCGUGGAGCGCGCGGAGCCGGGCGGACGGGGGCGCGCUGCGGGCGGGCGAGGGCGCGGCCGGGCACCGCCGGCGGCCUCGCCAUGUCCCAGCCCGCGGGGAGGAUGCAUUGCCGAAAGGCAGGGAUCCGCGCCGCGGUGGUGCUCAUCGGACUCCUGCACAAAUCGCGAAAACAGAAUAAAGAGAAAAGGAAGCAGGAGCUGGCCAACAGCUCGGAUGUGACCUUCCCAGACCGGCCGCUGUCCCCUCCUCUGACGGCACCUCCCACCAUGAAGUCGGCGGAGUUCUUCGAGAUGCUGGAGAAAAUGCAGGGGAUCAAGCUUGAAGAGCAGAAGCCGGGUCCCCAGAAGAACAAGGAUGACUACAUCCCGUACCCCAGCAUUGAUGAGGUUGUGGAGAAGGGAGGCCCAUACCCCUUGAUUGUCCUGCCCCAGUUUGGGGGCUAUUGGAUCGAGGACCCAGAGAACGUGGGGACGCCGACCUCCCUUGGCAGCAGCAUCUGUGAGGAGGAGGAAGAGGACAGUCUCAGCCCCAGCACAUUUGGCUAUAAGCUCGAGUGCAAGGGCGAAGCCAGGGCCUACCGCAGGCACUUCCUGGGGAAGGAUCACCUAAACUUUUACUGUACUGGCAGCAGUUUGGGGAACUUGCUCCUGUCCAUCAAGUGUGAGGAGGCGGAGGGCAUCGAGUACCUUCGGGUCAUUCUCAGGUCCAAAGUGAAGACAGUGCAUGAAAGGAUCCCCUUGGCUGGAUUGAACAAGUUGCCCAGUGUCCCUCAGAUUGCAAAGGCUUUCUGUGAUGACGCUGUGGGGCUGAAAUUCAACCCUGUCCUAUACCCCAAGGCCUCCCAAAUGAUUGUGUCCUAUGAUGAGCACGAUGUCAACAACACGUUCAAAUUUGGGGUUAUUUAUCAAAAAGCCAGGCAGACCCUGGAGGAAGAGCUGUUUGGAAACAAUGAGGAGAGUCCAGCUUUCAAGGAGUUCUUGGACCUUUUGGGGGACACGAUCACACUGCAGGAUUUCAAAGGUUUUCGCGGAGGCCUGGAUGUGACCCACGGACAGACGGGGGUGGAAUCCGUGUACACGAUAUUCCGGGACAGAGAGAUCAUGUUUCAUGUCUCCACAAAGCUGCCGUUUACCGAGGGAGACGCCCAGCAGCUCCAGAGAAAGAGACACAUUGGGAAUGACAUUGUGGCCAUCAUCUUCCAAGAAGAAAACACACCGUUUGUCCCAGAUAUGAUUGCCUCCAACUUCUUACACGCCUACAUUGUCGUGCAGGCUGAGAACCCGGGCACGGAGACCCCGUCCUACAAGGUCUCAGUCACGGCCCGGGAAGAUGUGCCUGCCUUUGGCCCCCCUCUGCCUAGCCCUCCUGUUUUCCAGAAGGGCCCGGAGUUCAGGGAGUUUCUGCUCACCAAGCUCACCAACGCAGAGAACGCUUGCUGCAAGUCAGAUAAGUUUGCGAAGCUGGAGGACCGGACGAGGGCCGCCCUGCUGGACAACCUCCAUGAUGAGCUUCACAGCCACACUCAGGCUAUGCUGGGACUGGGCCCAGAAGAGGACAAGUUUGAGAAUGGGGGCCAUGGGGGAUUUCUGGAGUCUUUUAAGAGGGCCAUCCGUGUGCGCAGCCACUCCAUGGAGACCAUGGUGAGCAGCCAGAAAAAGCAGCACAGCGGGGGCAUCCCUGGCAGCCUCAGUGGGGGCAUCUCGCACAAUAGCAUGGAGGUCACCAAGACUACCUUCUCGCCUCCAGUGGCGGCAGCAGCAGCAGCAGCAGCGGCGAAGAACCAGUCACGGAGCCCUAUCAAGCGGCGGUCAGGGCUCUUCCCCCGGCUGCACACAGGCUCUGAAGGCCAAGGCGAUGGCCGGACACGAUGUGACAGUGCAUCCAGCAACCCCAAGACCCCAGAUGGUGCACACUCUUCUCAGGAGAUGAAGUCUGAGGCUUCAUCCAACCCCAGUUCUCCGGAAAUCUGCCCCAACAAGGAGAAGCCCUUCAUAAAGUUGAAGGAGAAUGGCCGAGCCAACAUCUCCCGCUCAUCCUCCAGCACCAGCAGCUUCAGCAGCACAGCGGGGGAGGGGGAGGCCAUGGAGGAGUGUGACAGCGGGAGCAGCCAGCCGUCCACCACCUCGCCCUUCAAGCAGGAGGUGUUUGUCUACAGCCCGUCCCCAAGCAGCGAGAACCCCAGCCUGGGGGCCGCAGCCACCCCCAUCAUCAUGAGCCGGAGUCCUACAGAUCCCAAAAGCAGAAACUCCCCGAGGUCAAAUCUGAAAUUCCGCUUUGAUAAGCUUAGCCACGCCAGCUCUAGUGCGGGUCACUAAUGUGAAAGAGGAUUCCUUCGCUUGUCAAAGGGAAGCCCUGAUUCUGUCUUGGAGAAGGCCCUUUCCCAGCAGUUUGGGGGUGCCAUCCACGACUCUGACCGUCACAGCCCUGCUGCCCCACCAGCCACCUGCCCACAGACCAGCCGUCUGUCCCCAUGUCCCGAUCUGGCCACCGCCCUGCCUGUCCCCUAGCCAAGACACCCUGUGAGCACUCUCUUUCUCUGGACAAGGCCUCCUCCCUCAAGUCUCUUCCUGCUCCUGACCGUCCAUGUGAUGUGUGUCUGGCCCAUCCAUCAUCUUGUUUUGUGCACAGAGGAAAGAGUUGGGCUUGGGGGGAUCUGGGCCCCUGGGACUUGGUCAGAGACUAGUGGGGCAGAGAGUGGUGAGGUGGGGUGCGGGGGCCAUCAGCAUAAUGCUGCACGGGGAGAGGGGCAGCCUGUGCCCGGGACGUGGCAGGCAUAGUGAAUCCAUUUAGUGGUGGUGGAACCAAGAUUUGUAGCCAUCCUCCAUGAUGUUGUGACAGGAAUCAGCAGUGUUGCUCCCACACCUGUGUGCUUGUGUGCUGGGGGCUGCUUUCUUGCCCACCUGCUGACUUCGGGCCUGGCACUGCCUCUGGUCCUGUGGCCAGUGUGUCCUGGGUGCUGGCAGCAGAGGCGAGACAGCUGUGUGUGUGUGGAGGUGGCCCUGCGUCAUUGCUGUGGGACAAGAUCUGGGCAGGUCUCUCCCCUUGGGGUGGGUGUUUUCCCCAAGGAGGGAUGGGCAGCCCCCGAGCAGGAAGGAAUUGAGGAAGAACAAGCUGGCGAGCUGUGCUCUGGGACCUUGGCUGGGCGGGGAUUAGGCCCCCGCUGGUGAUGGAAGCUUGUGGAAGAGUUCCCUGAGCCCACCACUGAGGUCAGAGCCGGGGAGGCGAGGCAGGGGGCUGACCUGUCCACCUCGGUCAGUGUGUGGACGCAGCAUGUAGGCAUGAGAAAGGAGCGAUGUCCCUCUGGGAUUUCUACUCUUGGCGUCUGUGGUGGGCCCAGAGCUACCUUGGGGCUCUUUCCAGCUUCUGUGCCCUUUGGCCUGGUUGGUCCUCCGAUCCCCUUCAACCGUGGGUCUGGAGGCGGUGGUCACAUUGGCGGGAUUUUUAUGAUGUGGGCCCCAGCUGGAGGCAGCUCAGGGGCUGCCUGCCGCCUGCCCCCUUGGCCAGAGCCAGCUCACUCCCGGGAGAAGCUCCCCCUUUCCCUGCGUCUCACCCAUCCUUGUCUGCAGGGCAGAAAGUCGCUUCUGCAGCCCGGCCCCCGGUGGAGGGUAAGGCGGGGUGUCCUCCGCAGAGCCCUGUGGGUGCUGGCACUUUGGGUGCGUGGGGCCCUGUGACACGGGAUAGCCCCAGGGCCUUAGGCUGGGCCCCUGCUCCUGGGAGCAGGUGACACAGAUUUCUACCACCUGUUUCAUCUGCAUUGGGAUCUGGGCCUAUUCCAAAGUCAAAGCAAUCCCAAGUUGAUGUCAUACUUGUUUUUUUU
Lutra lutra (Eurasian river otter) is the source of this 4211-nucleotide messenger RNA. RefSeq names its product RAP1 GTPase activating protein 2 (gene RAP1GAP2). Gene Ontology annotation, biological process: activation of GTPase activity; regulation of small GTPase mediated signal transduction. Bases 475 to 2709 code for a protein of 744 amino acids. NCBI's taxonomy places the organism in Eukaryota, Metazoa, Chordata, Mammalia, Carnivora, Mustelidae. Gene Ontology annotation, molecular function: GTPase activator activity. The transcript is spliced from 24 exons. The record is from RefSeq and is a predicted model, not a curated record. Gene Ontology annotation, cellular component: plasma membrane; cytoplasm.